Molecule: messenger RNA, 762 nt
Organism: Aphanomyces invadans
Lineage: Eukaryota; Oomycota; Saprolegniomycetes; Saprolegniales; Verrucalvaceae
Exons: 2
Coding region: 36-683 (215 amino acids)
Source: RefSeq, a predicted model, not a curated record
CACGUCUUGGCAUUCGCCCAUUUUGAUCGCACAACAUGUAUGCGCUCUUUGUGGCGGCCAAGAGCAUCGUGAACGACACCAAGGGCACCUCGAUCAAAGAUAGAUGCCACGGCUGCCACCGCGCAUUCGUGCGGGACCGCAAGACCUCGACGUGCCGCCACUGCGUCCAGGAUUAUUGCACUUCGUGCAUCGAACGACAAAAGGGCCCCCGACGAGUUUGUGUCAAGUGCUCCGACAGUCGCAGCAGCUCCAUGACCCACCCGAUCGCUCUGCCAUGCCGGCAGCGAUUUUAUGUGCACGACGUCCGCGCACGACAGCGGAUGGAACUGGCCACCAGCUACGAGCGACCCACGGAAGACACGUGGUCGAGCGACUCCCUGUGCAGACCCAGCGAACUCAGCCCCCUCGCCACCAGCAUGAGCUGCGCUGUGGACAAAUCGUCGUGGGAAAUUUGGAGCGAGGAAGACGACCUGGCUGUCUCGCACGCAUCCGACUCGUCGUGUCUCGAAUGGCGCGGCCACACAUCCGUUCUCCUGGAACCUUCCGCUACCACCAGAUGCACCAACAGACCACUUUCGAGACCACAGAUGAACCCUGCCCUCCAGUUCACACCCGAUGGCACAUUGGAGCACAGGGAUCUCCACUGGAGCCUCGCUAUUCCGCAGCAUGUCCCACACGGGUGAAGGUCUCUUGAUCCAAACCGUGUUGCGCCCGUUCUGUGGACUAGAUAUAGGAAAAUGUAUAUAAAUAUAUGAAUCUGAG